Messenger RNA from Priapulus caudatus, 9313 nucleotides. Its product is annotated as serine-rich adhesin for platelets-like. The record is from RefSeq and is a predicted model, not a curated record. The transcript has 10 exons. Gene Ontology annotation, molecular function: ATP binding; protein serine/threonine kinase activity. Gene Ontology annotation, biological process: peptidyl-serine phosphorylation; signal transduction. NCBI's taxonomy places the organism in Eukaryota, Metazoa, Priapulida, Priapulimorpha, Priapulimorphida, Priapulidae. Gene Ontology annotation, cellular component: nucleus; cytoplasm. The coding region runs from base 411 to 6902 and encodes 2163 amino acids.
UACAAGUGAGAAGUCGGUGUUGCGUGAGGAGUAUGUGAUAGCUGCUGCUGUUCUUCUCAUAAAACAUAAACCGCAGGCUCCAACCAAUUUGCGCUUGCUAAUUUUGGGCCAGCUGUGAAAGUAUACGGCUGUCUGCACCAGAUGUAUGCACGAAGACUUGCAUCUACGCGUAAAGUGUGGUACCCGGGUGUUUGUGAUUGCUCUACACUAUUUCUGGGGUUCACUUCCAACCCUCCGAGUGAAAGCUGCCGACGUGACAGUGAUAGGCAAUGAUCUAAGGAUUAAAAAAUGUUAGGAAUCGAACAUGUGCUGUACUCACGCACUGCGGCAAUUGCUCACGCCUGUUCCUGCAGACAUGUCAUCUCCGCGAACUUUCUCAAAAGGCUGAGUCGUAGGCUGAGAGCCUAGGCAUGGGGGAGGCUCACGAGGACCUUGUACAGCCGGGCCAUGUCAUCAAAGAGCGCUGGAAAGUGGUGAAGAAGAUCGGAGGAGGUGGGUUUGGUGAGAUCUACGAGGGCGUAGACAUGGUCACCAAGGAGUCGGUCGCACUGAAGCUAGAGUCUGCCAAGCAAGCGAAGCAGGUGCUGAAGAUGGAGGUGGCUGUUCUGAAGAAACUGCAAGGUAAAGAGCAUGUUUGCAAGUUUCUCGGGUGCGGGCGCAACGAGCGCUUCAACUACGUCGUCAUGAGUCUGCAAGCUAAGAACCUGGCAGAGUUACGUCGCAGCCAGCCCCGUGGCACCUUCUCCCUCAAUACCACCCUGUGCCUCGGUGCGCAGAUGCUGAAGGGUAUCGAGUUCAUCCACAGCGUUGGCUUCCUGCAUCGUGAUGUCAAGCCGUCUAACUUCGCCAUGGGCAAGCUUCCACAUAAUUGCAAGACUGUGUACAUGCUGGACUUUGGCUUAGCGCGGCAGUACACAACAGCACAAGGAGAAGUGCGGCCCCCUCGUAGUGCAGCUGGAUUCAGGGGAACCGUUCGCUACGCAUCUGUAAAUGCACACAAGAACAAGGAAAUGGGUCGUCAUGAUGACCUCUGGUCACUAUUCUACAUGCUUGUGGAGUUUGUAGUAGGCCAGCUGCCAUGGAGAAAAAUCAAAGACAAGGAGCAGGUCGGUCAGAUAAAAGAGAAAUAUGACCACAAGCAGUUGCUCAAGCACAUGCCGUCCGAGAUGAAACUGUUCCUUGACCAUGUGGCCCAGCUGGACUACUACAGCCAACCGGAUUAUUCCCACUUGCACUCCCUCUUCCAGCAGUGCAUGAAGAGAAAGGGUAUCAAGUUCUCGGAUGCUUACGACUGGGAGAAGCCGUAUAUUGAUGGCUCCUUAACGACAACCACCAGUACCAGUCCACCUGUAGCAAUCAAGGACACUCAGGGACAACUCGGGGUGCUCGGUAGGACCGAGGACGUCUUCGAUGAGAGCGCACCGGACAAAGCCAAUCCAGACGCGAAGAAGAUCAUCAGGCCGGAACAUUCCACGAAGGAGAAGCCGCUGAAGGACAUCAGUCAGCCGGAGAAGAAGGACUCGCGACACGAGGAGGACAACCGGGCGAAGGCGGAGCUCAUCGACAUGCUGCACCAUGCCAACGGCAAGGAGAAGGAGGAUCUGCCGGAGAAGAAGGUGAACGGUGAGCUGCUGCUGCCGCCCCCGGACAAGCUGCGCGACCGCUCGCGCCGCAGCGACGCCGACGGCGACGUCUACACGGAGGUCAGCUUGCCGCUGGCGCCCAAACUCGCCGCACCGCAGAUGACCGCGAGCUUCAACGAGGCGUUUGCCGUCGCCAACGUCGCGCUACCGACGCCGAGCAAGGAGGAGGACGCGCCGAGGUCCGGCGUCCGCGGGAAGGGGAAGCCGAGCGGCGAGUUUGGGGCGGAGGCGAAGGUCGCGCAGAGCGACGUCGACGUCAACGUGAACAUUGUGAUCCCGGCGAGCGAUGUCGCGGGGCCGCGCGUCGCCCCCGCCGACCAGCAGCAGGAGAAGGCAAAGGAGGUGAGCGCCAGCUUCAGCCUGCCCGUCGUCAACAUGCCGCCGGUCGACAUCAGCGCGAGCCACGCCAUCGCCAUGGCCGAGACGGAGGCGGCCUCUAUGCACCAGAAUGCGUACCGCACGAUGGCGCUGACGCUCGCCUCGCGCUGGGCGAUCGAUUCGAGCGACGAGGAGGACGACAUGGAGGAGAUUCAGACCGGCAAGUGGGAGGACCCUACGUUCAAGCAGGCGCCCUCGAUGGCGGCCAUGGAGGCUGACGCCACCGUGAAGGUGACUCGCUCUCCCGUCAAGGUGCCCUCGUUUGGCUCGGCGAAGCAGCUGAUGGUGUCGAAGCGCGCGGCUACUGCUCCGUAUCUGCGGCGGCGCAACACCGGCCCGAUGCGAGGUAAGGAUAAGGACAAACGCCGGAGCCUGCCUCUAGAGGAUGCAGAUAACAGCGGAAUGCCGAACGGCGCUGCGGACGCUGACAAGGUUGAUCGUCUGCACCCGCUGGACGAGCAGGCCGCAUUCAGCGAUGAUCUUCGCCUACGAACGGUGAGCACCGGCGCCAUCUAUGACGAAGUUCAGCUACAGGUGCCGACGGCUGGCGAGAAGGUGCCGCCGUCCGACUCGCUGAAGCCUAAGGGCAUCCUGCGCAAGUCGCAGACGUGGGUGGACUCGUGGAAGGUGGGCAGCAGUGACUGCAUAUCGGACGGCUUUGACCGCUUGGCGCCGGACGGCUUCAGCAAGCAGCUGCGAGAGCAGGCGACUGCGAGCCCGCUGAGCUUUACGUGCAACGAAACCGAUUCUAGUCAAUUGAAGCAGCAGAGUGGUGCUAUUGGUACCAACGUGGAGGUGCCCACUGUGGCGGACACGGGGCAGCCGAGCUCAAAGUUACGGCCCCUUGGCGCGCAGGCGGAGAACGUGUUAAUUUGUGAUAAAAGGCAAGGCCGAAAUAGUCGUGACGUAGCUGUGACGCAGGCACGGGCUUCUGGUGGCAAUGAACAGAUAGGCCUAGCAGCUGCUCCGUUUCAUGAUGCUCAAAUGGUGCUUGAGGAAGAUGGGCAGACAUCUUUGGCUGAAAGGGACCUCGAUGAAAUGCCAUUCAUACCUGUUCCUAACAUUGUGUAUCCCGAGGUUAGUCAGCCAGCUGAUAUGUCUGUUAACAGCUCAGGACAAAGGGAAAGUACUGCUGGUGAAAUAGGUGUAAAAAUAGAUGCAUCCAAAGAAUUGAGCAAAGAGUCUAAAUCAAAUGAGGUAACGAAGAAGGAUGUAAAAGACGAGGAAGACAUAAAAGGAACGGAGGAGGAGUUAGAAGAAGAGGAGGAUAAAACACCAAAUGGUAUGGAGAGGCAGCUUGUUUCUAGAGAUGCAAAGGAGGAAAAGAGUGAAAACAGUGAAAAGGAGGAAGAAGACGAGAAAACGGCAGGUGAAAAAGAGAUGGGACCAUUCGAACUGAAAGAGCAGAUAGAAAUAGAAGAGGUGAGAGUAAGUAAAGACGAUCACACUAAAGAAUGUGAGCCCAUCAUUUCACAUGUAGUAGCUGAAACCAAAACCACAGAACAUGACAUGGGGGGAGUUAAGACACGUGCAGAUACUGAGAUAGAACUAACAAAGUGCAAUGAAAAUAGUCCUAAGAGUGAGGCAAAGCGAAUAUCAGAAUAUAAAGAGAAAGGCUGCAUGAAACCAGGUUGUGAAAGGUGUGAGGUGACUGCGAAUGUUAACAAAUUACACUUAGAGAAGGAAAGCUCUAGACACCCUGUGAAUGAGUUGUCGACAUCAGAUGACUGUAGAUCUGCGGAGAGCGUGCCACAACACUCUAAACGCGAAGGGCGUGGAAUUGAUGUGACAAAUGAAAAGGGAAUUAGUAACAGUGAUGCCAGACAUAUGCCAGAGUCUAAGGUAGGAAACUUCAAAAUCAAUAAGGAAAUUAUAGUAGAAUCACAGACAGGUAAACAUAAAACAGUAAAAGCCAAUGAAGCCAGUGAGUCUGAAGAACAUAGCCGUAAACAUCAAAUUGAUCGGAAAAUAGCAAUCUACGAAGGUAAGGCCGAUAUGUCGCCAGAGCAUAAAGAUUUAAACCAGCAGAGUACGGAUGAACAUGCAUCACACUCGAAAAUAGAAACCAAUAACAGUGAUGUAAAGAAUGCUGAUAAGAAAGGCUGUAAAUCUCUGAAAGAGAGAGAAGAGCAGUCUAAAAACGAAGAUGAUGCAGUUAAAACAGGUGACCCCUCAGCAUCUAAAGAUGAACAUGGUGAAACUGUACAGGUGAUUCCUAAGGAAACGCCAGCCCUGCCAUCUCUUAACCAGGAAUGUGGUAAUGAUGCAAAGCACAGUACUGAUCAGUGUACAGAUAUAAAACAUAUAAGGCAGAAACAAAUUGAGGCGUCACGAAAAAUAUCACCGUAUGCUGAUGACUCAGCAAUAGAAAGCUGCACGGACACCGAUAGCAUGGGAAAGAAGGAUGUGACCCCUGCAGCCAAGGUUGUGAGCCAUAUUCCGCGUCCGACCAGCCUCACACGUGGAGGACCGAGCUCAAGCGACAGCUCUGACCGAGAAGAGAUUGGCAGGCGUAGUGAGGCAAGAGAGAACACUCAGGAAAAAGUACUCGGAGAGAAAUCUCACGCUCAGUCAACCGUAGCCGCACAGAAAGUUUGUUUGCGCAGUCGUGCGGCACCAGCGAAUAGGGACAUUGCGCACCGACCGAACGCCGCACGUUGCACUGAGCAUGUGCAGAACAUGAAAGCUACAUUAGAAAAAGCAGCAACUAGCAGCACGCUUGGCAGUCCACUGCGAUCUUUGGUUCGUUCUCGCGCGGCGGUGGCAACGCUGGGAGCUUCCAGCUGUGAAUCACCGGGUGUGUCGUCAGAGUCUUCCCUGAGAGAGCAUGAGUCGAUAAGUAACACUAAAUCCAGCAGUAUCCGCCCGAUGACUAAAAGGACCGUUUCAACGACGAGUCCGAAAGAGGCAGCUCAGAGAUCCUCAAGGUAUCGAAAUUCUGGCGCUGCGAAAGUUAGCAGUCUUCUGACUGCAUCUAGCGUCACCGUGGCUCCUGUCAAACUUCUGACGGUGCAACCACUGCUGCAAAAGCCCAGCGACGUCAAAACGUCAGUUGAAGAUGAGGAGUCUGAGUCAAGCAGCAGUAGCAGCAGCAGCAGUACCAGCAGCAGCAGUACCAGCAGCAUUCCGAAAAUGACACCUCCGGUUAUUGUGGAAGAGACCGGCACAGCACACAAACAGCGGCCCCCUCAUUCCCCUGAGCUGUUUGCACCUGAAUGCAGCACGCCUACACCAAGUAAAAGGACGAUAGAGCGUGAAAGUUUGUCGGAAAGCUCCGCAUCGGAUGACGUUAAGUCACCAGCCGAUUUAGAUAUGCCUGUGAUAAAGAGGGUUCCGCCUUUGACAAGUGCUUCCCACCAUAGAACGAGAAGUGCUCCAAAGUCUUCGAUUCAGAAUGCAUCUCAGCAAAGGGCGCCAGCUGUCGUAAACCCUGCAGUGCAGCAAGCUAAGAAUACGGCCCAUGAGGGAGCGCCAGCUCUUGUGACCCCUGCUGUUCAGCAAGCCAAAAAUAUGCCCCAGCAGAGGGUGCCAGCUGCCCCUGUGAUGCAGCAGGCCAAGGGUGCAUCCCAACAGAGGGCGUCAGCUGUGGUAAAGCCUGCAGUGCAGCAGGCUCAAAGUGCAUCCCAACAGAGGGUGCCAGCUGUGGUAAAGCCUGCAGUGCAGCAGGCUCAAAGUGCAUCCCAACAGAAGGUGCCAGCUGUGGUAAAGCCUGCAGUGCAGCAGGCUCAAAGUGCAUCCCAACAGAGGGCGCCAGCUGUGGUAAAGCCUGCAGUGCAGCAGGCCAAGAGUGCAUCCCAACAGAGGGCGCCAGCUGUUGCAAAGCCUGCAGUGCAAUCGGCCGAGAUUGUAGGAGAGCCUGUAGUGCACGAUGUCCCAAAGCCUGCAGUACAGCAGGACCAGAAUGCAUCACAGCAGAAGCUAGUAGAUAAAGUCAAUCCCGCACCAUUGCAUCAUUCAGGGCAGCUAGAUAAAUCUAGCUUUGCUCAGACAGUUCCAGUUAGUGAAUGUGCCACUAGUACGGCUGGGCUAAGCAUGAUCAGUGAUGCAAGUGAGAGAGUGACUAUGGCUAAAGAACAAUCGACGACGGCACAAGCAGCUAAGAAUGCAACCAGUGCAGUGAGUCAGACUGGAGCACCACCAGCAGCAGCAGCUGGGAGAGUGACUACUACAGCAAAUCGGGCAGCUGGUGAUACUGAGGGCCAAGCCCACCAAGAUUUGGGUGCCAGUCUAACAGCUGUGGAUUUCUCGCAGACGGGCGACCCGGCUGUUCAAGUUGUGACACCUGAUGCCUUGCCUAUUGGUACCGCCUACAGCAGCAAACCUGUGAUUGCUUGUCGCAAGUCUCCCAUUGAGUCGCGGCAUGGAAAACCUUCGGAGGAGCACACUAGCAGUGAGAGCUGCGACAGUGAAAUCGAAGGACUGUUAGCGCAGAAGAGAUAUGGCGGAAGCCCCAGUGUUCCGCCCCGUGCUGCCCCACCGCCCCACCCGGGAGUGCGCAUGAGAAGCUCUGAUGGCAAACCUUUAAAGCUGAAACUUACCACCCACAUGGAUCGGCAUGGCGAGAGAGAUUUCACGCCGCCGUCCGGCACCCCUGAGCUAUUUUCCCCCGAUGACCCGCGCCACCCUCCCAGGUGCGAGAACCCCUACCCCCUCGACUUGUCUGAUGGUGGGUCGCCACUCAUGGUGGCAUAUGACUCGCAGCUGUCUCUGCUGUCUGGCUGCAGUGUGGAGGAUGAGUCAGGCAUGACUCCACGACCCCCGUCAAGGGAUGGACCGAAAACUGGCUGUAUUCGGAGGCGGAAAUAUAGAGCUGCUCGACCUCCGACCCCGAUGAACGUGCAUCAAGGUACAAGAUCACGAAGCCCCAGCCCCGAGGACUAAGACACGAGGCUUCUGUUUUUCGACUUCGCCUAACCCUCACCUCGCAAUUCAGUGUCAGUGCCCUAUUAGAAUGCUGCUUACUGCGCUUGUGGCUGCCGCCGAGGUGCAGGUGUUUAAUACCUGCAACAACGUGAGACCGGUGUUGCCAGCAGCCAUUACAAUAUUUCUAUAUUGCUGGAAAUCUCUAUGUACUAUAUAUAUAUAUAUAUAUAUAUAUGGACGCCGUCGCAGCUGUCUGUAUUCUUGCCGCCUAGUUUCACCACACCUAUGUAGCCUGUUAGGUUCUUAUACCGCCAUCGGUGAACAUUAAGGACAGAUGCCUAUAGCUUGUUGGCUGUCUCCUCUGCUUCACUGAUGGUCCCAGUUGAACAGGGUUGUGCAGAUGGCAAUAUAAUACUCAGUAUGGUCGUUGCAGUAUGUAUCUAAGAGAUGUUGCAGACAAGUGGAGAUGUUGAGCAUGUCUUUCUGUGUCAUAUUGCUGUGCGAUUUUAUGCAAGAAGCAGCUUUCUCACAUAGAGAUGCGAUUUGUGUUUUUACUGAGCGUCCCUUGUAGGACGGGAUGCUCAAAAUAGCCAUGCUCAUUUUAAUAAUUUAUCUUGUUUUCUUUUUCGGACGUGUAUUGUUUAUCAGAGUGUGUUUUAAAAGAACGUACAGUUGGAUGCGUUUUAGCUUUGCGAUUACUCACGUUUGUACAUUAGGUGGCUGAGGUCAGUAGACCCGUGCUGUUGGCUUCACAAAGAAAUUGUUGUUUAUUGUACCUGUAAAUAGAACAAAAUGGUUUUGUACAAUUGUAAAUUUUAAUUUAAAUGCGUAUCGUUGCCAAAGACUUGUUUUUUUGUUGAAUUUUUAAUGCGGUACGGUGAUGAGUGGCUCCCUCUCCCGGCUUGGCUAUUCAGUGAUGUUGGGCUGAAUGAGUAAAUGAGUCUUUCAUUUAAAAGGAAACUGUAGUUUCGUCCCCGGCAAUGUUCACUUGUUUGUUGUAACUGCUCACGUCGUUGUGUGAGAUGAUGGGCAUAACUUGUGUUCAUUCUGUCGACAGCAGCAACUGUUCAUAUUAGUAUUGGACAUGUUUAAUUUGUGGGUGAAACUGCAUUUCUACUUUAUUUCAUUGCAUAUUGCAAUAUUCAGCGGUUUAUAAAUUUUACAGUCUGACAGACAGGCUUCUACAGGGCAACUUGCAAUGUUCUAUGUAAAUAUAGCAAUUUUGUAAGAAAAGUAAGCAAGAACUUGAACUCUUCCACAAUAUUGUGGUCACCUUCCAUUCGAGUCCCACAUGCCAUAAAAAGAAAUAAUAGCCGUGUCUGGUAAUUUAUACUACUAUCGUUUAGCAUGCUAAAUUAUCACUAUAAUAUCAGGAGUGCAUAAAAACAUCGUAAGUGAAAGUAUAGGCUUUAGAUGAGAGAUGUUCACAUUCUACUGUUAUUCACCAAUCGAUGUCAAGCAACCUUUAAAUCCGGUGACAGCAUAUACUAACGAUCUCACUUGUAACUUAAGCUGGCCUCGAAGCGGGCUACACAUCAAAAGAUCAUGUAAACAUAUCUUAUAAAUUCGUUUUAAGUAUUAGGAAAUUAUAUUUGGCUAAAGUUGCCAUAUUUUAACCGAGUCAUAUUGGAGUAAUAUAACUAGUGGAAGAGGCUAUUCCGCUGGCGAGUUCCUCAGCUGGUGCUGCACAGCACGAGUUACUAGUCUAAUUAAAUUUCAUGCAUCGGCUGCGAAUCCACGGCGGGAGCUCGGAUGUAUUGCAGGAUACGUGCUGCAUCAUCUAUGCGCUCCUCUCGCAUACAGGUGACACGCAGGCUCGUUUCUGGCUGUACCUUCCAACUUUGCCACGGCUCACACUGUCGUCUAUACGUGUACGGAGGACCAGUUUUAAAUUCUGCCAGUCGGCCAUAGUGUACAUGAGUACACAUAUAGUACGAGAGUAAAUUUUGUCACAUUGGCCAGAUUUGUACUUGGUUCUGUCGCGCAUGCGCAGAUUCCAGCGGUCACAUCAAGGCAGUGACAUAUUUUGUUCAGAUGUUUCUUGACCAUUUUCAUUUUCACAUUUAGCGAUGUGAUUUCAUCUAUCAGUAAAGCUAGGAGCGAAAUCGCUUCAGAGUCAUGGAAUUUUGCGAAGUUAUGGAACGUUCAGGGAUGAUAUGUAAGAAAGGUUAUUUAUGUGAAACCAAACCCAGUGCUACAUGCGACAUGCAGAUAUAAUCAAAUAUAUCCAUUUCCAGUGAAAAACGAAAGCCUCGUGUUUUUCGCAUAGUCGGCACUAAUCUGGAAUCUUCAGCAUUUAGGCCUACUCGCUCCUGUUUACUUAAUUGGUGAUUAUAUAUGCUACAGUGUAAUAAGUUAUGCUUGUAUAAAAUAAUACCUGUACUAUGUUUUUCACCAAUAAAUUCAUAAAUGAGGCACUAGAACUUGAA